Molecule: messenger RNA, 966 nt
Organism: Ostertagia ostertagi
Lineage: Eukaryota; Metazoa; Nematoda; Chromadorea; Rhabditida; Trichostrongylidae
Source: the annotation of a GenBank genome assembly
AUGCGUAGCCUUUUUGUCGUCCGAGGACCAAUAAUCCUUUGCUGGGUGCUUCCCAAAUGUCAUGCCCAUCAUUCCAGAUCCGAAAUGUCACGUGUGAGCGACACAACUUCCUACCACAAGCUGAUGGCGGCACCAAUCGCUUCCCUCAACAGCAUAAUGCUGCAGACAUGCUCGCCUUCCACCGCCACCGCCACGCACACACCAGUGACCGAUCUGACAUCAUCACUGGCGUGUUCGUUAUUGUCAUGCAGCAUUCCAAGUGCCACGGUGAUUUCACCGCCACCACCGUACCACUCGAUUAAUCACCAUCGUCCAUAUCAUAACCUUCAUCCUCUGUUCGACAUGCAUAACACAGCAGCGAUCGUUGACUCAGACGUGGAUGUGAUCGGUCUGUCCCACUCCACAAAGCAAGUUUCGAUACGUGAUCAUGACAGUGAGCAGAGUGACGAGCCACUAGACCUGUCUCUGAAAGGUUCCACGCCCUUGUAUUCCCCAACAACGUCACGACCAAGUGUGAUAAUUGAAAGUCCCACAGUCCGGCAUCCACCGGUGCGACGAAGCGCCUCUUCAGUGUCAUCGAGCCGAGAACAUGACGUCCAUGAACAUUUUCGACGGUCAUUGAGUGGUAAAUGGCCUAGGCGAUCGAAGGUCGAUGACGAAAAGGUGAGCCUUGUGCAACGACCAUCACAGCAUCUUCCAGAGCGACAGCGCCCUCAGCCAACGCAUCUCACUCAAUUUAGGCACGAGCAUCUCCAAUCACCAGAAGGACCUCAUUUAACAACCAUGGUGGCUCCAACUGCACAACGCAACCGCACGUUAUCGUCAGUAACAGCGGCGUCGACAUUGUCGACCAUUUCCGACGCGCCCUAUCCGAAAAAGAUUUCGAGAACUGGCAGCGAAAAAGGAACGCCACCUCUCCAACAUCUAAAUGAAUUGGUGAAAUCAAAACGUAGUGUUGUUACAUAA